This is a messenger RNA of Anthostomella pinea, 2880 nucleotides long. NCBI's taxonomy places the organism in Eukaryota, Fungi, Ascomycota, Sordariomycetes, Xylariales, Xylariaceae. The record is from the annotation of a GenBank genome assembly.
AUGUCGUCCUUCCUCGACCACACCUACAGCUUGGUCCAUCAAGACAAUGCUGCCGACGUCCCUUCCAUGUCCGAGCUGCGCACCCAGUUGGAAAAGGGCACAGAUGAGACCAAGGUCGAAACCAUGAAGCGCAUCCUGACCAUCAUGCUCAACGGCGACCCCAUGCCCCAGCUGCUCAUGCACAUCAUCCGAUUCGUUAUGCCCUCGAGGUCCAAGCAGCUGAAGAAGCUGCUGUAUUUCUACUACGAGAUCUGCCCCAAGCUUGAUUCCACUGGCAAGCUGAAGCAGGAGAUGAUUCUCGUCUGUAACGGCAUCAGAAACGACCUCCAGCAUGCGAACGAGUACAUCCGAGGAAACACAUUGCGCUUCCUGUGCAAGCUACGGGAACCGGAACUGAUCGAGCCCCUUUUGUCUUCUGCGCGACAAUGUCUCGAGCACCGACAUGCCUACGUGCGAAAGAACGCAGUCUAUGCCGUCUCUUCCAUUUUCAUACAUUCGCCAUCCCUGAUUCCCGAUGCCGCGGAACUCAUCGCCACCUUCCUCGAGGGAGAGAGCGACGCAACCUGCAAGCGCAAUGCAUUUGCCGCCCUUUCGAGCAUCGACCACGACAAGGCCCUAGCCUAUUUGAGCUCCGUAUUCGACGGCAUCCCCAACGCAGAGGAGUUGCUUCAGUUGGUUGAGCUAGAAUUUAUCCGAAAAGAUGCGGUGCAGAACACGCAGCACAAGGCCCGGUAUCUGCGCCUUAUCUUCGACCUCCUGGAAGCCGGUGCCUCGACGGUUGUGUACGAAGCUGCCUCGUCGUUGACCUCACUGACUAGUAAUCCUGUCGCCGUGAAAGCCGCGGCCGCCAAGUUCAUCGAGCUGAGCAUCAAGGAGGCCGACAACAAUGUCAAGCUUAUUGUACUUGACCGAGUAGACCAGCUGCGCCAGAAGAACCCGGGCGUGCUGGACGAUCUGGUCAUGGAGAUCCUGCGCGUCCUGUCCAGCCCCGAUAUCGAUGUCCGACGAAAGGCCCUCAGCAUUGCCUUGGAGAUGGUGUCUAGCAAGAACGUGGAAGAAGUUAUCCUGCUGCUCAAGAAGGAGCUUUCCAAGACCGUUGAUCAGGAGUACGAGAAGAACGCCGAGUACCGACAGCUGCUCAUCCAUUCUAUCCACCAGUGUGCCAUCAAGUUCUCCGAAGUUGCUGCCAGCGUGGUGGAUCUGUUGAUGGAUUUCAUUUCCGAUUUCAGUAACACCUCAGCUGUCGAUGUCAUCACCUUUGUCAAGGAGGUGGUGGAGAAGUUCCCGAACCUGCGGUCGUCAAUUGUGUCGCGCUUGGUCGAUACCCUUAGUGAGGUUCGGGCCGGCAAGGUCUACCGCGGGAUCAUCUGGAUAGUUGGAGAGUACUCGCUUGAAGAGAAAGACAUCAGAGACGCGUGGAAGAGGAUACGGGCAAGCUUGGGCGAAAUACCCAUCCUUGCUUCUGAACAGAGGUUACUGGACAACACGGAUGGCGACGAGGAGAAAGAGAAGGAGCAGGUUAACGGCCACUCCAAACCAGCACAGCCCUCAGGGUCGAGACGAGUUCUAGCAGACGGCACCUAUGCGACAGAGACUGCCUUGACAAGCAACUCAGCGGCUGCUGCGAAAUUAGAGGCCGUCAAGGCUGCUCAGAAGCCCCCGUUGCGACAGCUAAUCCUCGACGGAGACUACUACCUGGCCACUGUUCUUUCUGCUACACUCACAAAGCUCGUCAUGCGGCAUUCGGAGAUCUCGUCAGAAAAGGCGCGCACGAAUGCCCUCAAGGCCGAGGCUAUGUUGAUCAUGAUUUCCAUCAUCCGCGUCGGCCAGUCACAGUUCGUCAAGGCGCCCAUUGACGAGGACUCCACCGACAGAAUCAUGUCCUGCGUCCGGUCCCUAGCUGAGUUCACCCACAAGAAGGAGCUCGAGACCGUCUUCCUCGAUGACACACGGAAGGCAUUCCGCGCCAUGGUGCAGGUUGAAGAGAAGAAGAGGGCGGCAAAGGAGGCCGACGAAAAGGCCAAGACUGCCAUCCAGGUUGAUGAUGUGGUGCAGAUCCGACAACUUUCUAAGAAGAACGUCGGCGAUGGUACCGACGAGAUCGAACUUGACCUUGAAAAGGCCACCGGCGGAGAGUCAACAGCUGAGGACCUCUCUUCGAAACUCAGCCGUGUCGUUCAGCUUACCGGGUUUUCAGACCCUGUUUAUGCCGAGGCCUACGUCAAGGUGCACCAGUUCGAUAUUGUACUGGACGUGCUUCUAGUCAACCAGACCACCGAGACGCUACAAAAUCUUUCUGUUGAGUUUGCGACACUCGGCGACCUUAAGGUGGUAGAACGGCCAACCACGCAGAAUCUUGGUCCCCACGACUUCCACAAUGUACAAUGCACCAUCAAGGUGUCGUCGACCGACACUGGUGUCAUCUUUGGCAACGUGGUAUAUGACGGCGCGCACAGCACUGAUACCAAUGUUGUCAUUCUCAACGACCUGCAUGUUGACAUUAUGGACUACAUCCAACCCGCCACAUGUACAGAAACGCAGUUCCGCACCAUGUGGACCGAGUUCGAGUGGGAGAACAAGGUCAACAUCAACAGCAAGGCCAAGACGCUGCGCGACUUUUUAGAGCAGCUGAUGGCCUGCACGAACAUGAACUGCCUGACACCCGAAGCUAGUAUGAAGGGCGAUUGUCAGUUCCUGAGUGCGAAUCUGUACGCCAGGAGUGUGUUUGGCGAGGAUGCUUUGGCCAACUUGAGCAUCGAAAAGGAAGGCGAAGAUGGGCCUAUCACUGGUUUUGUCCGCAUAAGAAGCAGAUCGCAAGGCUUGGCUCUGAGCCUUGGAUCGCUCAAAGGUCUGAACAAGAUCGGGACCGGCGCUGCUUGA